Messenger RNA from Saccharomycodes ludwigii, 1518 nucleotides. RefSeq lists its product as uncharacterized. The record is from RefSeq and is a predicted model, not a curated record. Lineage: Eukaryota; Fungi; Ascomycota; Saccharomycetes; Saccharomycodales; Saccharomycodaceae. Gene Ontology annotation, molecular function: RNA polymerase II cis-regulatory region sequence-specific DNA binding; DNA-binding transcription factor activity, RNA polymerase II-specific. Gene Ontology annotation, biological process: regulation of transcription by RNA polymerase II. The coding region runs from base 1 to 1518 and encodes 505 amino acids. The transcript has a single exon. Gene Ontology annotation, cellular component: transcription regulator complex.
AUGUCUAUUUCAAUGCCAAAAAAACCAAUAUUACAGCCAACAAAGUAUCCUGAGGAACAAAAAAGUGAUAAUGUGAAUAACAAUGUUUCUCCAGAUAUCCUCACCAAUAACGAAAGGAGCACUAUUAAUACUUUUGUUGCUAAUUCUCCUACUAGUAUUGCUGCUAAUCUCUCCACUACUGUAUCUACUGGUGAAGAGGCUAUUAACAACAACCACAAUAAUAUAGAAAACAAUAUGACUCCUUAUUUUAAAUCUAUCUAUCAAAGCUACUUUCCAGUUUCUUUGAAAAGUUUUUCAAUAAAUAACACUGAGAUUAAUAAUAACAAUGAAAAUCAUAAACCUUUUAGUUGUUCAAUAAACCAUAAAUUAGAGGAAUCACAAUAUUUAAAUGAUUUAGACGAAUCUACCUUUACACAUGGUUCUCCAUCAUUGUAUCCCAACUUUUAUACCAAAUCAGUAGAUGUUAAUAACAUAGAUCUGUUUAAUAAUAAACCUUUUUUUAAUGCUAUUGCUGCUUCUACUACUUUUACUGAUGUUACUAAUAAGCUUGGCCCUAAUAGUGAUCAUAAACACCAAUAUGUCGGCUAUUACAAUUAUGAGGAAGAAAAGGGGAGGAAAGAAGAAGGGGCAAAAGAAAGUGGUGGAACAGAUGGCACAUCUAUUAAUUCUUCCCCAUUAUUUCAUAAUAACGUUAUUAACCCAAUGACAAACAUAACUUUCCCAGAUACUAACGAGUCUGAUCCGAACUGUAUUGAUAAAAUAGUUUCUGCUUCUGAUAAUAGUAUAUGUAAGAAGGAACAUGCAAACGACUUGCUACCUUUUUUUAAGUUUUAUGGAGAAAAUAAUAAUAGCGGCAUAGGUAUGCAGAUUGCAACCAAUACGAUUAAUCGAAAAGAAAAUAUUUUAGAUUAUCAAAACUAUGGCAGUAAUAACAGUGUUUAUUUUCAUGGUUACCACGAUAGAGUGAAUUAUACACAGAGUUGUUCAAGCUUAAACACAAGCAGUGGUAUUAAUGCCUGUAAUGAUGCCAAUAUUGCUUAUAAAAAAAGAAAAUCGUUUUCUUCUGCUUCCAGUACAACAAGUAGCAAAAAUAUAUGGAAUGCUGAAGUAUGUAAAGCUUUUGAAGAAGCUUUAGGAUUGAUACCUAAGGACGAUUACAGCAGGAUAAAUGUUUACAAUAAAAUGUAUGGACGUAAUGAGCUAAUUGCAAUUUACAUAAAAUAUAAAACAAAUGAGUCACGUUCGGUUAAACAAGUCUCGUCGCAUUUGCAAGUUUUGAAGAGGAGAUUAAUAAGGAAGAUCCAGGAAUUUACCUCGAUCAAAGAGGAGAGUUGUGUUGAUCGUAAUAGUAGUGAGCUAUUAAAGCAACAGAUUGAAAGCGAUAUUAACUUGUUGCAAUUGAUUAAUAAGGGGAUAAAAAAGAAUGAAAAAAAUAUGAGCAUAUUUAAAGGUAAAUUUGAACCAAUAGUUAAAUAUGUGGAAUCAAAUGGUGAUGAUAUUGGUAACACUAGUGAUUGA